This is a messenger RNA of Prunus dulcis (almond), 1295 nucleotides long. Its product is annotated as gamma-interferon-responsive lysosomal thiol protein-like. NCBI's taxonomy places the organism in Eukaryota, Viridiplantae, Streptophyta, Magnoliopsida, Rosales, Rosaceae. The record is from RefSeq and is a predicted model, not a curated record. Gene Ontology annotation, molecular function: oxidoreductase activity, acting on a sulfur group of donors, disulfide as acceptor. The transcript is spliced from 5 exons. Bases 274 to 1005 code for a protein of 243 amino acids.
AAUAGUUCUUUUACUGGUUCACUAAAGUUGAAGUUUGUGAGAGAAACUUACCUCUGAUAAGGCUUAAGAGUUACAAAAGCUUGGAUGACUUUUGCCAAAAUUAUUCAAGACAAACACAAUAAAAGACUUAAAAGGAAAUAGAGUUCACAAUCAUUUUUGCAAAUUACAUUGAAAGGGACAGCUACAAAAUAGUUUAUAAUAAAUUGAAAAUUUAUUCACAUGUUGGGUUGGAUUUGAAGCCAACUAACAUAAAGGAAGACACACUGCUCUGCUAUGAAGCCUCUGCACAUAGCAGGCUCUCAAAUCUCUAACUCAACAAUGGCUUCUGCUCGUCUGUUCUUCACUUCUCUCAUUGCCUGUUCUAUUUUCUUGACCACAUUUUCAUCUGAUGCUGCAGAAAAUGGCAGAUUUGGAGUUUCUAGGAUUGAAGCUCAGAAAGUUACUCUCUCAGUUUACUAUGAAACUCUAUGCCAAUUUUGUGCUACUUUCAUCGUCAAAAAUCUUGCUCAAAUAUUUGAUAACAAUCUCAUCACCAUUCUCAAUCUCAGACUGGUUCCUUGGGGAAAGGCAUCUACCAACUCAUCUAAGAACUCCACUGUUUGUCAGCAUGGCCCAGAUGAGUGCAGGCUAAAUUCUGUGGAAGCAUGCGCCAUCAAUGUUUUGCAUGAUGUGAACAAGUAUUUUGCUUUGAUUUACUGCAUAGAAUUUCUGGCCAUUGAGGGAAGGCAGAAGGAAUGGCAAACUUGUUUCAGUUCGUUGGGGUUGCCUUCAAAACCCAUCUUGGAUUGCUACAAAAGUGGAAAUGGAACAAAGAUUGAACAAAAAUAUGCUAAUGAAACCAUGCACCUCAAUCCGCCUCUUAAGUUUUUGCCAUGGCUGGUUCUGAACAACCAACCAAUUGGAAAUGAUUAUGAAAAUUUUGCCGCCUAUGUAUGCAAGGCUUACAAAGGUAACAAAGUACCCUUGGCCUGCCAAUCUGUGCAUUUGAAGCAAAAGACAGAGUAGACAGUGACACAUGCUGCACUUACCACAAGCAUAAAAGAUCUAUCGCCGGCUGAUAAAAAGCUUCAUGGUUGCCACAGAAAACUAGUUUCUCAGGUUGCUUACCUGAUUUAGUGAUUUCUAUUAACAUUCAGAAUAGCACACAUGUUCAAGUAUAGGAAAUGAGAUUACUUGGUGGUGGUAAUAUUUGUUUUUCUGGGUUAUUGGUGGAUCAAUUGCAAAUGCAUUAAAUUACAUAACAAUCUAUCUAUCUGUCUUACCAUAUUUAUUAAGGAUGACAAUCUAAUUUUCUA